CAACGUUGUUAUUUCUGAAGGUUCAAUCAUUGAAUGGCGAAUUGAGGCUGUUAAACAGUAACAAAUACGUCAGGUGCUUGACUCUUGUUCACGAAAGACUUUACUGUGGAUGCCACGACACCAGUAUUCAGGAGAUAGAUUUGGAAACAGGAACUGUCAAAUUCAAAGUGGUUCUAAAAGAUUGCUUGGUGAAGCAAAUCACGUUUAUGCCCUGCAGAUUCGUGGUGAAUGUAUCUAUGCAGCCAGUUCUACUUUGGAUGGAGCUGCUAUAAAGAUAUGGAACACGUCCAAUUACAAUAUGAUUGGAUCACUUGUAACUGCAUCAGAAAUGAGGACGAUGGCAAUGAGCUCAGAAUUAAUUUACUUAGGAUGCAAGGGAAGAGCUGUGGAAAUUUGGGAUAGGAAGAAACAGAAUAGAAUUGAUACAUUACAGAUUGGUACAAAAGUUAAGAUUGCUUGCAUGGCUAUCGAAGGCAAUGAAGAAAUUUUGGUGAUUGGAACCUCUGGUGGCCGAAUUCAGUGUCGCGCUGGGAAGUGACAAGCAUUAAACAAGGUUAUUAGCAGAAGUUGAAAUUAAACCGUGGCAGAUACUGUUUUGCUAGCUCAACAACAACAUCAAGAAGAAGAAGUUGGCAAGGGGGAUGUGCUUGAUUGUUAAUAAAGAGUAAAAUACGUCAAACAAAACAAAAUUCCUUCACCAACCACCACCUUCUGAUAUACAAAGGGGAGGGUUAUCUAGGAUUAUGAAGUUUGAAUUUAAAGUGUGAGAGAAGUUGGCCAGGAGAUGUGCUUGCUUGUUCUCCUCCCAGUACACGUGUUUGAUCGCUACUUGCCAAUCCCCAAGGUAAAGAGAUCUUGCUUCUGUCAACAAAAUCAGCAAAGGGAAUUCACCUGUUACAGCCUUCAAGAAUCAAUGAAAUGGCCUCUAUGCAGUCAGUAUAGAGAUGCACUUUUACGAGUCCUUUCAACCAACAAAUAUCAAGACCAUGAAUCAGGCUAGUUAAUUCAGCAAUUGCAAGAGGAUUUGCCACUGAAUCCGCAUGAUGAUUGUCACGCAAGACACCGCCACACAAGGUUCACGUCUCUUGCUUUUAGAGUUAGUAAGGAGUGUGCGCCUACUAAAGAGUUUGCUUUUGCUUUUGCUUUGUUUUUUAAGAAAAACAAAAGACCAACCAUUAAACAUCCAUUCUCUAGCCGUCCAAAUUUAACAAAACCUCAUUUCUGUGAAGCCAAGUAUAAUAAAGCAUAAGCAAGACAAUUUGUAUUGUUCUACUCUAUGGAGGACUUCUCGCUCCCUUAUCUCCUGAUUUCCUUUCAUAAGAAAGCCAGGCAUGGGAUUUGUAUGUGCAUUUUUUUCUUGGCUUUUCUCCACCUUGCCUUAUUUAUCAAAUGCUUCUAUUAUUGCA
Messenger RNA from Prosopis cineraria, 1406 nucleotides. RefSeq lists its product as uncharacterized. Gene Ontology annotation, molecular function: protein binding. The coding region runs from base 110 to 538 and encodes 142 amino acids. The record is from RefSeq and is a predicted model, not a curated record. NCBI's taxonomy places the organism in Eukaryota, Viridiplantae, Streptophyta, Magnoliopsida, Fabales, Fabaceae. The transcript is spliced from 4 exons.